This is a messenger RNA of Corythoichthys intestinalis (scribbled pipefish), 1885 nucleotides long. RefSeq names its product pterin-4 alpha-carbinolamine dehydratase/dimerization cofactor of hepatocyte nuclear factor 1 alpha (gene pcbd1). Gene Ontology annotation, molecular function: 4-alpha-hydroxytetrahydrobiopterin dehydratase activity. Gene Ontology annotation, biological process: tetrahydrobiopterin biosynthetic process. The transcript is spliced from 4 exons. Bases 90 to 398 code for a protein of 102 amino acids. The record is from RefSeq and is a predicted model, not a curated record. Lineage: Eukaryota; Metazoa; Chordata; Actinopteri; Syngnathiformes; Syngnathidae.
AGCUAGAGUGCAGCUCAUGUGUUGUUUCCACCAGUUGCUGUCAGAGCACAAGAAGCUGAAGCAUUGUGUAUAUAAGCCAUUUAGCAAACAUGUCCUCUAAAAUCCAGACUUUGACUGAGGAGGAGAGAGCUCACCUUCUCCCGCUGUUGCAAAGCGCCCAAUGGGUGGAAGUGGUGGGACGGGACGCCAUCUACAAAGAGUUUCUUUUCAAAGAUUUUAACCAGGCCUUUGGUUUCAUGUCACGAGUUGCACUACAAGCAGAGAAGAUGGAUCAUCACCCUGAGUGGUUUAAUGUUUACAAUAAGGUGCAGAUCACCCUAAGCACGCAUGACUGUGGGGGGCUCUCCCAGCGUGACAUCACUUUGGCCACCUUCAUUGAUCAAGCCUCUCUAAUGUGACCAUGAGCUGGAAAAGCUUUAUAAAUGCUUACUCUAUGGCAGUGGUUCUUAACCUUGCUAAAGGUACCGAACCCCACAAGUUUCACUGAACCCUUCUGAAUUAGAUAAUAAAGUUUUUUUUUUUCAAAUUCAAAACCAAUAUAUCUAAGCUAGCUGGUUAAUAAUUUAGCAAAUGCCCAUUCAAGAUUGUUCUCAUUUUGACAGCAUUCUUUAUAAACGGGUCAAAAUUUGAGACCACGCGGCCCAUUGGUCUGUUGUAUUUCUUCAGACCAAGUGCGAGUCAAUCUUCCACUGAGAAACAGCAGUUAAAAGAAAUUAAGCCUGUAAUUUGGGAGCAUAUUACUCCAAACAUGGUCUAAAAAGCCACUUUGCCUAGAUUUAAUCAGCAUACAAAAAUAGGACUGCGUUUCUUUACCUUAGUCGAACCCUUUUGACUUACUCACCGAACCACUCGGGUUCGAUCGAACCAGGUUAAGAACCACUGAGCUAUGGUAAUCAGGACACGGUGUACCUUAAAUGGCUAAUUCCAAUUCCGCUCAAUAAUGUUUGGCAAUGCAGUGUUCUCUGAAAAUGUCAAAUGGAGGUUCUGCAAACAGUUGAUAGGAAUUUUCAUUGUGAAAUGUUAAUGUUUCAGGAAUUAUUGUCCUUUAAAAAACUAAGUUUAUUCAAUAGGGCACACUGACUGAAGUCUGAAUUUCACACUUAUAGUUCAAAAUAGUUGACAAUGCAGAUAAUGGAAAAUAUUAAAGGAAAACAAAUUUUCCAAACGAUGAUUCCUUCCAGUUCUAAUUAGUGGUAUUGGUAAAUAUUGGUGGUGGAACUAUCCGGAUUUAGCAUCAUAUUUUGGCUACAACCAGUAUUACUUACAAUAAUAGUUUUAUUUACACCAAAGUGUCUUUUUUUGUAGUAAAAUUUUUGAAGAAUCACAUUUGGCUACACACAGUAUUACUUACAAUAUUAGUUUCAUUUACACCAAAGUGUCUUUUUUUUUGUAGUAAAAUAUUUGAUUGCAACUUUUUCCAUUCAUUCCUUGUUUUAAAUAAAAAGGACACCCUUAUUACCCCUCCCCAAAUAAUCAACAAAUCACAGCAUAUUUAUUUUAUUGAAAACAGAACACUACAGAUUCCAAGUGAACGAACCUUAACACUAAACUGCCCAUUCUUUACAUUGCCUAAUUUCACAUUUUGUUGUGGUGCGGAGAAUUCUCAGCCAACCAACCAGACUGAAAUCUUAUUUCUCUCUCGACAUAACAAAUUGAGAUGUCUUGAAUUUGCGUGGCUGACUAUUGUGUCACCCUGGGUAAGCGCAGUGGACCUUCACAACGUCUGAUACACGACUGAAUCCCUGAGGUUGUUAAGAGGAAAUAAAGUAGUAUGACCGGAAACCUCUGUAGGCACAGAGGUGAACACUCAUUAUUGCUACAUCCUAAAAAUGUCCACUGAAUCUACAGCAUACAGUAAGUCACUUAAAAGUGCUGCUAUAUAUUU